AAUGACAAUUGUCCUGACAAGAAUUGAUGCUAUUGGAAAAACAUUACAAUUGCAACCUCAAGAUUUAAAUGAAGAUUCAUUUGAUGCCACAGGGGACCUUGACACCAACAAAAAUUACCAUCAAUCCUUUGAAAUUAUAAGGGGAGGAAGGAAGAAAGGGAAAGACAUUCAAAUAGGGGUGAAACUGUACCUGAGUCAAAUCAUAGCUAUUUUGGGUGAAACCAUACCCAUGAAAUUCUAG
Messenger RNA from Dimorphilus gyrociliatus, 241 nucleotides. Lineage: Eukaryota; Metazoa; Annelida; Polychaeta; Dinophilidae. The record is from the annotation of a GenBank genome assembly.